Talpa occidentalis (Iberian mole) is the source of this 1195-nucleotide messenger RNA. RefSeq names its product chitobiase (gene CTBS). The record is from RefSeq and is a predicted model, not a curated record. Gene Ontology annotation, molecular function: chitinase activity; chitin binding. NCBI's taxonomy places the organism in Eukaryota, Metazoa, Chordata, Mammalia, Eulipotyphla, Talpidae. Gene Ontology annotation, cellular component: extracellular region. Gene Ontology annotation, biological process: carbohydrate metabolic process; chitin catabolic process.
CCACCGCAGGAACCCGCUCCACGCCAGGUGACCAGCAGACAUGUCUCGCAAGCCGCCCCCAUGCAGGUUCCUCCUGGCCCCUGCGCCGCGCGGCACCCCAGGGCUCUUUCCGCUGCUAUUGACGUUGCUGCUGGCACUGCCGGUCCGGGCCGGGGCGGACUGUCCGUGUCAGGAUCCUUCACUGUGCCGUCCGAUCAGCCACUACCCCGACUUCGAGGUCUUUGUGUUUGAUGUUGGACAGAAAACUUGGAAAUCUUAUGAUUGGUCACAGAUUACAACUGUGGCAGUUUUUGGAAAAUAUGACUCAGAACUUAUGUGCUAUGCUCAUUCAAAAGGAGCGAGAGUAGUGCUAAAAGGAGAUGUGCCCUUGAAGGACAUCGUUGACCCUUCUUUUAGAGCAUCCUGGAUAGCUGAAAAACUUAAGUUGGCCAAAACACAAUAUAUGGAUGGAAUUAACAUAGACAUAGAGCAAGAAGUUAAUUAUUCAUCACCUGAAUAUGAUGCAUUAACUGCCUUAGUCAAAGAAACUACAGAUGCUUUCCAUCAUGAAAUUGAGGGAUCACAGGUAACCUUUGAUGUAGCUUGGUCUCCAAAGUGCAUAGACAAAAGGUGCUAUAAUUAUACUGGAAUUGCAGAUGCUUGUGACUUUCUCUUUGUGAUGUCUUAUGAUGAACAAAGUCAGAUCUGGUCAGAGUGUAUUGCAGCAGCCAAUGCUCCCUACAAUCAAACAUUAACUGGAUAUGAUGACUACAUCAAGUUGGGUAUUAACCCUAAGAAACUUGUUAUGGGUAUCCCCUGGUAUGGUUAUGAUUAUACCUGCCUGAAUCUAUCAGAGAAGGAUGUUUGUACCAUUGCAAAAAUCCCUUUCCGGGGUGCCUGUAGUGAUGCUGCUGGACGACAGGUGCCCUAUAAAGUGAUUAUGAAGCAAGUAAACGUUUCUGUUUCUGGAAGCCAGUGGGAUAAAGAUCAGCAGGCUCCUUAUUAUAACUAUAAAGAUCAUGCUGGCCAUUUUCAUCAAGUAUGGUAUGACAAUCCUGCGAGCAUUUCUUUAAAGGCAGCAUACAUCCUAAAUCAUGGCUUACUGGGCAUUGGCAUGUGGAAUGCAAAUUGUCUUGAUUACUCUGGAGAUGCUGAAGCCAAAGAGCAAACUGAAGAAAUGUGGAAAGUCUUAAAACCAAAGCUGUGACAAAGGUGA